AAAAACUCCUCCGGGCCAGAGUCAUCUCCUUGUUCUCCCGUCGCUUUGACAAGGUGGAAAAACUGAAAAGUUUCAUAAAAGUUGCCUUUUGAUUUUCGUAAACGGCUCAAAUUGGAAGAAGACGGUGUAGCAACAGUUAGCCACAUCACCUGCUAAGUUCACAUUGAGUUGUUAAAUUUCCUGCUUCCUCUGAUGACCUACCGCUGAAGAUGCCCUCACACUGGGGGUAUGUGGGCAUUUGACAACUCAACAUAAACAGAAACAGGAAUGAGCAAAAACUAUGCGCGAAUUGAAAUGGAUCUGGCUUUUGGAACAGCCAAGCCUUAUGGGUCUUCUAGGAGUAUAGUGAGGAGAAUCGCAUCCAGUCUACCUCUCAAGCCCUCCCCCAGAGUUCAUUUUCAGCUUUAUCCAUACACCGAGGAUGCAGGCAUCCUGUUUGCUGCCAAGCGACAGCCUGGACUGGUGGCCUCUCUAGCUGAUGUUGGAUGGAUUGAUGGAGACGAUGAGGACGAUGCACACUACUUAGGCAGACCAAGGCACGGACUCCCUGCUGGUCUCUGGCUCAGAGCUCACGAGCCUCAGCAGAGACUCACCAGACAAAGAUCCCUUCCGAGCCUGUACCAGGGUCCUCCUGAUCCCCAGGGCUCGACUAUAGCCAACGAUGAGGCCAUACAGAAAAUCAGUGCCCUUGAAACUGAACUGGCCAAACUGAGAGCACAGAUCGCACAAAUAGUUUUGGCUCAGGAAAAGACUUCACAGCCAGCUGCUGCUACAGGGGCACCUCCCCCACCCCCUCCACCUAGUGGUACUCUGCCUCCUCCUCCUCCUCCUCCUCCCCCCCCUCCACCUCCUCCCUCAAGCCUCCAGCGGACAUUUUCAGCCAUUGACUUGAUUAAGGAGCGCAAAGGGAAGAAGACAGACAGCCAGACAGUUUUAGAGCCUAAGCCAGCAGAAAUCCCCAACAUGCUCGACAUCUUGAAAGACAUGGGCAAAGUUAAGCUGCGCUCUGUCAAAAAUCGUGAUGACGAUGGUGAUGUUAAAGCAAAGACCAGUGAACCAACAGACGCAGCAGCUCUGAUUGCUGAGGCCCUCAAGAGAAAGUUUGCCCAUCGCUACAGGCACAACAGUGAACAAGAGGACAAGGAGGAUUUUAAACCCUUAACAGAGAAUAAGGCCAAACCAGCGUCCCCUUUGUUUGGACAGCACAUGUUAAAGCGAACAGGAAUGCGGAAGCUAGUCUGAAUGUGCCUUUUCCAUAUCAGCUGUUUCUAUAGGAGAAUGAAAAUUCUUCCUGACAUGUACGCAGGCUUCCUAAACUUCAACUUUUUAACUACAGUACUUUAGUUGUAUUUUUGUUAUUCUGAAUCAUUCCUGCUUAUCAGAGGGACAGACUUGCAUGUUCACACAGCAACAGCAGUUCAGCGAUGAAAGUUGUUAUAUAUCACAUUGUUUUUAGUCAGCUGCACAUGGCAUGAGUGGUCAGUUUUGCAUUUCUAGUAUCACUGGCACAGAAAACUUAAUGGUUCUUCCACCACGCAAGAAGAGAAGCAUGUUCUUGUUGCAGGAAUAUUUUGUCUAUAUAUGUGUAAAUGUGUAUAUUUAAUUUAUGAUUGGGAUUCUUUUAUUUAUGCUGCGGCCUUGUCUUUGUAGUUUUAACAACACUAAUAAUGUUUUUAAUGUUAUUAAUUUUAAUGUGAAGUUCUUUACAUCGUGCCAGUUCAUAUACCUGCCAAAGCCUCAAAUUUAAAAUGUAUUCAUUGUGCGAUCAAUAUUAAAAUCAAAGACAUUCCAGCCGUUGGAGACAUUCUUGGAAGCUUUAAUCAUUCCUAAACAAGUUUUCUCUUAGGAUAAAAUAUAUAUAUAUAUAUAUAUAUAUAUCUCAGGAAAAGUGGCAAUCAAUACACUUGAUACUGACAGUUCUUAGGCACUUUUUAAUGUAGUGAUGCUGUAAAACACUGAUACUGCAACAGAUUUAAAGUAACUGUCAUUUUAAGGUUUUUUUUUGUUUUGUUUUUAUUGAGUUUGCCAAGUUGUGCCACCUCAAUGUGAGCAACUUUUGUGACUUGCUCAAUUUAAUAUGCCAAUUUAAACUGUGCAAUUGUCAAUAAAGGCUUUUCCAAGUGUUGAA
Periophthalmus magnuspinnatus is the source of this 2128-nucleotide messenger RNA. It is a transcript of the gene mtfr1, whose product is annotated as mitochondrial fission regulator 1. Gene Ontology annotation, cellular component: mitochondrion. NCBI's taxonomy places the organism in Eukaryota, Metazoa, Chordata, Actinopteri, Gobiiformes, Gobiidae. Gene Ontology annotation, biological process: mitochondrial fission; aerobic respiration. The record is from RefSeq and is a predicted model, not a curated record.